AUGGCUGAAAUCUCUGUGGAUUCCGUGUUUAGUGUAGCGGAUGGAGUCUCCGCGAUGGGUGAAAUAGCAACGACUUCUGGUGUCGACGUGCUCAAGAAAUUCGGCUCGGCUGUUCAGGUUGCGGGCGACGCUGUCAAACCUUUUCUCCCACUCAUAGCAGUCGUCACGGUAACCAUUACUGAAAUCAUAAGAAUAUAUGAUACAGCUCAGCAUAACAAAAGAAUGUGUGGAGCCAUGCACGAUCGAGUGAUUAUGGCGCAAGCUGCCAUCAAGUUACUCGAACGUCGGCAGAAGGAGAACGAGGAAAGAUUUAAGCAGCAGAAUUAUUAUGAAUCGUUUUUGAAGUUUGUAGCUUUGCUCAAGAAAAUCAGGGAUUUUCUUCAAGACGUGAGCCAGCUUAAGGGAUUUAAGAAGUUUAAAGAAGCUAGUGCUGUAGAGUCCAUGUUCAAUAAACUUUCGGCAGAAUUUGAUUCUACCAUGAACAUGCUGCAUUUUGCAGUCGCUAUUUCGACCGAAGAUCAACAACAAUUGGACAGAGAGGCUGUUACAAAAGAUUUGGAAGAUAUAAAAGAUUAUCUAAACAAUAUCGAAGGUGGUAUCACUACCAUGGAUCAUAAAAUUAGCUCGGUGCUCGAGGAGAUAUCCAUCAUUAAGGACAAAGUAGCUGCCAAUACAUCAGCAGACAAAUUGAGUCGUACUUAUGAAAUACCACCCGAAGAGUUACAUGAUCCAGUCGAUCGUCGUCCUAACGAUGCUCGCGACAAAGAUAUUACAAGGAAAUCCUACAGGUUCCAAGACGUCGCCGUAAAGAAAUUUGCCUUACCCGAUAAGAAGACGGAUGAUGGAUUGAAGGUUGCCAAGGAGCUUACAAUCUUAAAGUCUUUGCAAGAGGGACAACGAAUUAUAAAAUUCUACGGAACUUCAGUCGUCGACGGUGCUCGUGUAAUGGUAUUUGAGUGGGCAGAAAAAGGAUCUUUAAAAGAUUACUACGAAGCCACGAAACCUGAAGACUUUCCGUGGGAGUUGAAAUUGAAAUUGGCUCUAGACGUUUGUCGUGGUAUUGCUUUUCUUCACGAGACCAAGUACUUGCACCAUGAUAUUCGCUGCCAGAACGUGUUGUUGACAGACGAUUUUGUAGCAAAACUUGCAAAUUUUAAGCUUAGCCGAGGAUUCAAUGAUAAAUCAACUGCGAUAAAGAUAUUUGAUCAUCUUCCCUGGUUAGCUCCUGAGAAACUAAGGGUAUUAGGCAAGGAAGAUAAAGAAAGAGUACCGUAUACUCAGAAAUGUGAAAUCUAUAGUUAUGGCCUGCUCCUUUGGGAACUUGGACACCAGAAAAUACCAUUCAAGGGAAUGAGCCCGAGCCAAAUUGAAGCACAUGUCUUGGCUGACAAGCGAGAGUCAUUCUAUUGGGAGCUCGGUCCAUUCCAACAGGGAUACACCAAGAUAGUUCGUGAUGCCUGGCAAGGAGAGCCGCGCCUGCGUCCAACUAUUUCCGAAUUAUUUUUGGAACUCAACAAACUUCAGCAGACAUUCUUCCCAACGACGCGUACUCCAAAUUUCAAACCGGCCACUCCACCGGCUACGGAAAUUUCUGCAUUAACCCUAGACUCGCCAGCCCUUGGUGACACUUACAGAAAUGCGGAAGAUCAUAGAAAAUCUGUCUCGUUAAACCUGCCUAGUGCUGAUUUACCACCUGAAUUCGAAUUCGAAUUGUUCGUUCCUGUCGAGGAAAUUAUUCCUCUGGACGAAGGUAUCACGGCGCAUAGAGAAGGUAAUAAAGAGAAAGCUUGGAAAUGUUUCGAGGCUCACGCCAAAUUAGACAAUCCCCAGGCUAUAUAUUGGAAAGGAUACUACUUAUGGGAAGGAUACGUUGUUGCAAAGAAUAGAAAAGAAGCAGCUCAACUGUUCAAACAGGCCGCUGAUGAUGGUAUUGCCGAUGCCCAGUUACGAUAUGCAUUCUGCAUGGUCAACAGCGAAGGAAUCAAGUUUGAUAAAGAACAGUUCAUGCAUUAUUUAAUCCUUUCCGCUGACAAUGGAAAUCCGUCAGCACGUUACAACCUGGCAGACGUUUAUUUGAACGGAAAAUUGGGUAUUCCAAAGAAUGAGCGAGAAGGUGUGAGGUAUUUGAGACUUGCAGCUCUCAAGGAUCAGCCGAAAGCACGGGAGAUGUUAAAGGCUUUGAAGGCAAAGGGUGUAGAUGUUGGGGAUCUUGAUGACCUUUGA
Messenger RNA from Paraglomus occultum, 2223 nucleotides. The record is from the annotation of a GenBank genome assembly. NCBI's taxonomy places the organism in Eukaryota, Fungi, Glomeromycota, Glomeromycetes, Paraglomerales, Paraglomeraceae.